AUCCAUUUUGCCACUUCGCACACUCACUGUCCCGUUGAAGAGAGGCGGGAAAAGAGAAACAGAGAGCGGGAGAUGAAGGAGAGAGGGAAAGGGACGGGGAGAUCGGUGGACGAGAGGUACACGCAGUGGAAGUCGCUCGUCCCCGUCCUCUACGACUGGCUCGCCAACCACAACCUCGUCUGGCCCUCUCUCUCCUGCAGAUGGGGUCCACAGCUUGAGCAAGCUACUUACAAAAAUCGACAGCGUCUUUACCUAUCUGAGCAGACAGAUGGCAGUGUUCCAAAUACGCUUGUUAUUGCAAAUGUCGAGGUUGUCAAACCGAGAGUUGCAGCUGCAGAGCAUAUCUCUCAGUUCAAUGAAGAAGCUCGCUCUCCCUUUGUCAAGAAGUACAAAACUAUUAUACAUCCUGGCGAGGUGAACAGGAUCAGGGAGCUGCCCCAAAACAGUAAGAUUGUAGCAACUCACACCGACAGCCCUGAUGUUCUCAUAUGGGAUGUCGAGGCACAACCUAAUCGCCAUGCUGUUUUAGGUGCUUCAACUUCACAUCCAGAUCUGAUACUCACAGGGCAUAAAGAUAAUGCUGAGUUUGCUCUUGCAAUGUCCCCAACCGAACCCUUCGUUCUUUCUGGCGGCAAAGACAGAUAUGUAGUUUUAUGGAGCAUUCAAGAUCAUAUCUCUACUUUGGCUGCAGAUCCCGGGGCUGCAAAGUCUCCUGGGUCUGCUGGCGCCAACAAUAAGCAGUCUUCUAAGGCUGCCGGUGGCAAUGAUAAACCUAUGGACAGCCCUUCAAUUGAACCUCGUGGAGUCUACCUGGGGCAUGGGGACACUGUUGAGGAUGUGACGUUCUGCCCAUCGAGCGCACAGGAGUUCUGUAGUGUAGGGGAUGAUUCUUGUCUCAUACUAUGGGAUGCAAGAACUGGCGCUUCCCCAGCUAUCAAGGUUGAAAAAGCUCAUCAUGCUGAUCUUCAUUGUGUUGAUUGGAAUCCUCAUGAUGUAAACCUGAUUCUAACCGGGUCAGCUGAUACUACAGUUCGCAUGUUUGACCGCCGAAACCUCACUUCUGGGGGAGUUGGAUCACCUGUCCAUACUUUUGAGGGUCACAAUGCUGCUGUGCUCUGUGUUCAGUGGUCUCCAGACAAGUCAUCUGUCUUUGGAAGUUCUGCUGAGGAUGGCAUUUUAAAUAUCUGGGAUCAUGAAAAGAUUGGCAAAAAGCCAGAGACCGUGGGUCCAAAAGUGCCCAAUUCUCCUCCAGGGUUAUUCUUCCGUCAUGCUGGGCACAGGGACAAGGUUGUUGACUUCCAUUGGAAUACGUCCGAUCCCUGGACAAUUGUUAGUGUUUCUGAUGAUGGUGAAAGUACUGGCGGAGGUGGUACAUUGCAGAUAUGGCGGAUGAUCGAUUUGAUCUACAGACCCGAGGAAGAAGUUCUGUCUGAGCUGGAUAAAUUCAAGUCUCACAUUCUCUCUUGCACCUCUUGAGCUUCUCACGGAAAGAAGAAAGAUCUGCAAGGUUGAUGACUAACUCGAAGUGGGAAGCAAGUUAACCACGUUCGACUGUUUCGUGUGAAAAGGAGCUCGUCAUCCUCAACUUUCAUCCUUUUUAUGAUGCUAGGGAUUAUUUAGUGCAUUUGCUUGAGGUUGAGUUUUUGUCUCCGUGUGGAGUGGAGAUGGAGUCUGACAAACAUGUUCUCCAGCAUUGUUUCAGGCCAUGGCUGAGAGCCACGUUUUGGGUGCUUCAUUAGAUUAUCAAGAGAUUGCUCGUUACUUGACCGGUGCAUCUGUUAUGUUUGCUG
This is a messenger RNA of Rhodamnia argentea, 1790 nucleotides long. Its product is annotated as WD-40 repeat-containing protein MSI4-like. The transcript has 15 exons. Lineage: Eukaryota; Viridiplantae; Streptophyta; Magnoliopsida; Myrtales; Myrtaceae. Gene Ontology annotation, biological process: regulation of gene expression. Gene Ontology annotation, cellular component: nucleus. The record is from RefSeq and is a predicted model, not a curated record. The coding region runs from base 73 to 1476 and encodes 467 amino acids. Gene Ontology annotation, molecular function: histone binding.